Messenger RNA from Puccinia graminis f. sp. tritici CRL 75-36-700-3, 1689 nucleotides. RefSeq lists its product as uncharacterized. The record is from RefSeq and is a predicted model, not a curated record. Bases 1 to 1689 code for a protein of 562 amino acids. The transcript is spliced from 6 exons. Lineage: Eukaryota; Fungi; Basidiomycota; Pucciniomycetes; Pucciniales; Pucciniaceae.
AUGGAAGGAGACUUGGACUCUGGCAGUGAUUCCGAGAUGAGGGUCAUGCAUCUAGGUGGAAAUCAACCGCAGCAGGACGUUCAGGUGGACCUGGAAGGAACUAAGGAUUGGCUGCGUGGAUUAGUGGGACCUACUUUGUUGACCUUGGAUCUUGACGCUUGGAAUGUUACAACACGACCAAGAUACUUGAAUCAAUAUCUUUCAAGAAAUACAUCCAUCAAUCUAGCUCACCACUGCAUUGAAGUACGAGAUGAAGAAGAAUUUAAGCAAUGGAUAUUCAUAUCAUCUGGAGGUUGUAUAGUACGAAUGCCUAAUGAAAACAAUCAUAAAUCUGAUUUACUUGAGUACCUUCGAACUCGUAUGAAUGUUAUUGCACACAAGUCUCCUCACCCACAGGUUCUCAACUCUGGCUCACCAGUAAUCACUGUUGCAAUGAUGCAGAAAGCUCUAAUUGAAAUUGACGUUCCCAGAAUCCGUUUAAACUCAUACGGAAUGAAAUGUCCAUUGCCUUUGGUGGAAGGAAAUAUUGGCGAAGAAUUAAUUUCUGAAGACUCAUCUCUUGCCAAUUUGAACACAUUUGAUAUUGGAUUUACAUAUAAAUGUGAUAAAAUUAUCUUGGCAAGUCUUCCUAGGAGGACAAUUGGCUUGGAUGGUUAUCCUAUGCUUUUGGGACUUGGAAAAGGCUUUGGAACCGUCUUGAUCAAACAAUACAAUUCUCCAAUUCUUCGAGUCAAGGGAUAUCCAGUUCUUGUCCAUGCUUUGAAGGCCACCUCUCAGAAAAACAUGAAGUCUACCCCAAAGUUUACCAAGGGCUGGCGUGAUAGAUUGGCACAGGUCAGGAGAAAGCUCAAUAUCCUGCGUGAGAAUGAUCCCCAGGAUUUAUGUGGAUUCCGAUUUGAGGCUACUGUGCAAGCAAAAACUUUACUGGAGGCUCAAGAAAUUGUUCACACAUCUGGCUGUUUGACUUUUCAACAUUAUUUGACCAAUGAUUCAGAGCCGCAUGUUAAUGAUCGGCUACAAUUCAUAGCCAUAGGUGUCGAUGAAUACUUUCAGCACCUUGAACAAAUACUUGUAAAGGUAGAGAAUACACCUAUCAGUCUCAGAAAUGUUUCUAAUAUUGAAGUCAGCAAGGAGCAAAGGCAGAAGCUAAUUGAUCUUCAAAAUGCUCUGGGUUGGAAUCUCGGUAAAUUUUUUAGACCCACAAGAUGGGAUGACCCAAAUGCAUGGUGGCUUGAUGAUAACGAAGACCAAGCUAGCAAUGAUAGUCAUGAUGUUGAGGUCACCGAAUCUGAAAGAUAUUGGAUUGGUGGCCCCGAAACUGAUGAUUGGAGCCCAAAGGACCUAUGGGAUUUGAGACCGUUAAGGGCAGUUCCAUGUCCUGACUGUGCUAGGGAUCCAAAUCGAAUAAUUCCCCAAAAAACCAAAUCAAUGCCCUAUCCUUAUGGGUCUAUGGUAAAGGUUGGUGGCUCUGGCCGACUUGGGUUGGUAUGUAACAAUAAGGAUAAUUACUUCUACCUGAAAAGCACCGCAGAGGAAGAAUGGGAACAAGAUCUAACUGGAAGGGCCCUUCACCUUCUCCUGAGCUUUGGGACAAACCUGCAAGAGUACGAAUACCUUCACCAGUUUCUUCUAAAGACGAAACAGACAGAGAUGAUUCAAGACCUAGAACAAGGGCUCAAACAAGAUUAA